AUGAAGAAGUUGUUCAAGUUGGCGUCCAAGUUCCACGGCGUGGGGCCCGUGGUCUUCGCGUGGCACCCGAACGGGACGUUCCUGGCAACGGCCGGCAAGAACGGACUGGUCCACAUCUUCGACCGGCAGGGUGAGCAGCAUGACGAGAUUGGUCUGGACCUGACCGCUCCGGUGAUCGCGCUGGAAUGGGACACGGAGGGCAGUACACUCGCCAUUCUGCAGCAGGGGAGCAGUGUCGUCCCGCUAUGGGAUAACGGCACGCGCUCUACGUUGAGUCUGGACACCAACCUGAAGGAUCCGACGUUCGCUCGAUGGUCACGGGAGGGCUCGCUCCUGGCUGUGGGCACCCAGAAGGGCAACCUCGUGCUCUACAGUAAGAUCACGCGCAAGCUCGUCCCCGUGGUGGGGAAACACUCGCGCCGCAUCCUGUGCGGAUCGUGGAACGGGGACGACAAACUCGUGUUGGGAGGGGAAGACCGGAUGCUCACGGUCAGCAACCCACAGGGUGACACCAUUGAGCAGCGCGAGCUGAGCCACACACCAUGGGACAUCAAGUUCGGUCGGAAGCGUGGUGACUCCAUCAAGGCAGCAGAGCAGUUGAUUGCGAUCGCGCUGUCCAAGGCGAUCAUCCUCUUCAACCUGCAGGAUCCGGCAAACCCCGUCGAGCUCACCUUCCAGACGCACUACGGCAAUAUUAUCUUCAUCGAGUGGUUCGCAGACGGCAUGAUCAUGACCGCCUUUUCGGAGGGGUAUCUCAUCGUCAUCUCCACCAAGAUUGAUGAGGUGGGCGAGGAGCUGCAGUCCCAACGCUUCUUCUCGGAGCGAAUCUUCACUGCGUGUUACUCGCAGACGCUGGAUCGAGUGGCUCUCAGUGGUGAGAGCGGCAUCAAAGUGAUCGAUAUGACGACCUUUACUGAGGUCGCUGCAGACUCCAUCAAACUCUCGGAUACCGAGGAAAACGAGGCUCAUUUGAUGAGUUUCGCGUCCGACGGGCAGAUUUUGACCGUAGCGACUCAGGGCGGGACGGUGCUCAACUUCUUGGCGAGGAUGCCUCGCAUCCACGACCACUACGGCCACUACGUCGCGUACCUCAGCUCGUUACGUGAGCUAAGCGUGGUCGACACGCGCCGUAAUGAGUCCGGGAGCAGCAGCAGUGGUGCAAUUCGCAUCGCACUGUCCGUGGAGCCUUCGUUUGUAGCCAUCGGACCUCGUCACGUUGCUGUUGGGAUGAACAACCGCGUGUGGUUCUACCGCUGCGACGGGUCUUCAGCCGAUGCGCUGGUCAACGAGCAGCAAUACCUCGGCCGAGUCACCAGCAUGAAGCUGAACCGUGACUACGCCGUUGUGCUUUGCGACGGUAAAGCGAGUCUUCACCUGAUUGAACCGGGAGGUAGUACCAGUGGCUCGAACUCGCCCACAAAUGGCGGGGAGCUGCAGGGAGAGCACGGUAAAGUCUUCUCCGGUGGAGGUCGAGACGAGCGCAACAGUGAGAUCAGCGCCGUGGCCCUGACGAAGGAUUUCUUCAUCUACUCGACCACCAACGGCACGGGCUCGAUCCAGUUCUUCUACCUGAACGCCUGGCAGUUCCUCGACGGCUGCGCGUAUCGCCACGAAGACGGCGUGGGGAUCGUGCAGCUCGUACCGAACAAGAACGGCACGCGGAUCUUCUUCCUGGACACUAAGCGCCGCGGGUAUAUCCUCAACGCAGCCACGCGCGAGACCAUGAGCGUGCCCAACCUGCCGACCAGCACCACGGGCGUGCUUUGGGACAUGGUGGAUCAGCAGGUGUUCGUGGCACUCCAGCCCAAGGAAAUGGGCGUCUUCCAGUUGGCAGACGCCACGAUUCGCGGGCCUGAAGUCACGCAGCUUGGGGUUCUGGAGGUGCUGCCCGAUGGAGACGUACUCAUCGCCCCGCAGACAACACCCGUGCCGUCCGACUUGGAGCCCAUUCUCGUAAGUGACGGGAUUGUUACGUGCCAACACGCUUCAGGCGGCGGCCGGUUGGCUUCUUUGACCGCAGUGACUCACGACCAGCUCCGCAAGGUUCCUCCCACCUCAACUGGAGGCGGUGAGCCCGAGAAAGCGGCCUUCAGACAGAACCUCAGCCUUCUACGUCUCGAUGAAGCUUGGAGACUUGCGUCACGUAUCGAUCAACGAGACUACUGGCUCGCUCUCGCUGGGCGUGCAAUGCACACGCUCGAUAUCCCUGCAGCUCGUCGGGCCUAUCGGUCGCUUGGAGACUCGGGCAUGGUACUCGGUCUAGACCGUCUAGCAGAUAUCGAGGAGAAGAACCUACUGGCGGGCCACGUGUGCAUGCUGUUUGGCGACUACAGCGAAGCUCGUCGCCUCUUCUUGAACUCUAGCGACCCGUUGGCAGCUCUACACAUGCAGCGGCACUUGUUGCAAUGGGAGCAAGCACUGAAGCUGGCGGAUUCUCUCUCGCGCGACCUCGUACCGGAGCUCAGCGCUGCAUACGCUACUCAACUCGAAUUCCGAGGCGAGUUUGACGCCGCGCUCAGGAUGUAUGGGCACGCGGCCAAUGCGAUCGAGAGUAUCAGUCGAGAUGAAACUCUUGCCAAGACCCCGGAACCUGAAGCGGCUGCCAAGCUCAAGAUCCAGAGUCUCGCGGGUGUUGCUCGAUGCACCUUUCGCUUGGGAGAUCUUCGUCGCGGCGUUAAGUUGGUGACGGAGCUGGGCGACUCAGCAGUGUUCAAAGAGUGCGCCGCCAUCUUGGAGUCGAUGAAGCAAACGGCCGAAGCUGCAGCGUUGUAUGAACAGGGUGGCCAGGUGGAGAAGGCUGCUCAGCUCUUUGUGCAGAUGAAGAACCUGGCCCGAGCCGCGCCGCUCAUGGCCCGAGUCAAGGCUUCUAAAGUGCACGCGCAGUUUGCUCGGGCCAAAGAGGCCGCAGGUGAAUUCGCCGCAGCCGCUGAAGCGUACGAGCGAGCUGGAGAAAUGGACAACGUCGUCCGUCUGCAGCUCGAGCAUCUUGACGGCGCCGAGCGCGCGUUUGAGAUCGUUCGCGAGACGAAAUCGUCCGAAGGAGCGUUGUCGGCCGCGCGCUACUGCUCCGAAGCUGGUCGUUAUCCGAACGCCAUUGAGUUCCUGCUGCUGGCCAACAAGGAAGACGAGGCCUUUGCUUUGGCGCAGCAGCACGGCGAGGUGGAGUGUUUCGCCUCAACAUUGGGCCAGGAGAACAUGUCUGCGUCGAGGGCCUCACAACUGGCCGAGCACUACGAGAAGACGUCGCCCGAGCGCGCGGCCGAGUUCUACCAAGCCGCUGGAAAUUACCACAAGGCGCUCAAGCUGCUACUGGCGUGCAGUGCUGCAGGCGGGGGCGGAGCGGGGGGAAGUGGUUCAGCUGCGGACACGGCACUUGUUCGCGCGAUUGAAGUCGUGGGAGCAGCGCGCAACGAUAUGCUCACGCACACGCUGAUCGAUCAUUUAAUGGGCGAGCAAGACGGCAUCCCCAAGGACCCGCAUCAUAUCUUCCGGUUGUACUUGGCCCUGGGCAACUACACUCAAGCGGCCAAGACUGCAGUGAUCAUCGCGCGUCAGGAGCAAGAGCUGGGCAACUACAAGUUGGCCCGCGAUGUGUUGGUGGAGACGUCGCGUCAACUCCGUGCGCGUCGCCUUCGAGUGGCCCGAGAGCUACAAAACGCGCUGGCGCUGCUGCACAGCUACGUGUUGGUCAAGAAGCUCGUCAAGCGAUCGCAGCACGGCCCGGCCGCACGGAUGCUCGUUCGAGUGGCCCAGCACUUGUCCAAGUUCCCCACACAUGCGGCCAACAUCCUCAUCUCUGCAGUCAUCGAGUGCCAGCGCGCGGGUCUGCGCGCGUACAGCUACGACUUCGCCGCGACCUUGAUGCGCACGCCCGAGUAUCGCGGCUCGAUGGACAAGGACAUCCGUCGCAAGAUCGAGGCCAUCGUCCGACGCCCCAACAAGGAGCAAGCGCCCGACGUGCGAACGCCGUGCCCGUACUGCUCGCACGAACUGGCCGAGGCCGACCUGGAUUGCCCCACAUGCAAGAAUUCCAUCCCGUACUGCAUCGUGACGGUGAGUUGA
Phytophthora sojae is the source of this 4062-nucleotide messenger RNA. RefSeq lists its product as hypothetical. NCBI's taxonomy places the organism in Eukaryota, Oomycota, Peronosporomycetes, Peronosporales, Peronosporaceae. The transcript has 4 exons. The coding region runs from base 1 to 4062 and encodes 1353 amino acids. Gene Ontology annotation, cellular component: intraciliary transport particle A; cilium. Gene Ontology annotation, molecular function: protein binding. The record is from RefSeq and is a predicted model, not a curated record. Gene Ontology annotation, biological process: intraciliary retrograde transport; cilium assembly.